Molecule: messenger RNA, 5104 nt
Organism: Chelmon rostratus (copperband butterflyfish)
Lineage: Eukaryota; Metazoa; Chordata; Actinopteri; Chaetodontiformes; Chaetodontidae
Gene: lbr
Product: lamin B receptor
Exons: 14
Coding region: 149-2026 (625 amino acids)
Biological process (GO): sterol biosynthetic process
Cellular component (GO): nuclear inner membrane
Molecular function (GO): oxidoreductase activity, acting on the CH-CH group of donors, NAD or NADP as acceptor
Source: RefSeq, a predicted model, not a curated record
CCCAGAGAGGGAGGGAGAAGGAGCGCUACGUCAAACGUGAGCAAAUUCCGUUUUUAAAAUAUUAAGAUUUAUUUAUUAAUUUGUUGUCCUGUUGAGGAAUAUCUUAUCAGUUUUACUCACUGGAAUUAUUCGCUUAACGUUAAGGUCAAUGAGGAUGCCUUCUGUGAAGUAUCAGAGAGGGGAGAUGGUGAUGGGCCGCUGGCCUGGCAGCAGCCUGUAUUAUGAGGUCAAGGUGCUGGGCUAUGAUGCCAAAAGUCAGCUUUACACGGUCAUCUAUAAGGAUGGUACUGAGCUGGAGCUCAAGGAGCAAGACAUCAAGAAUGCUGCUGGUUUCCAGACCCGUUCUCGUUCCCGCUCUCGUUCUCGAUCACCUGGCCGCCGUCGUAGCCGGUCACGCUCCCCAGCAAGGACCACACGGCGCUCUUCCUCCCGCACAGCGGCGGCUGUCGCUGCAGCAGCUAUAACAGAGAGUGCACCAUCCUCUCGCAGGGAUACAAAGCUGAAGGAUACACUAGAAGUCAGGCUUAGUCCCCUGCAACAGACAAAGGCAGCUGAGAACAAUAGCAACAAUAAGCAUGAAAGGAAAGAGGAGAAACAAAAAGAGGAGAAUAACACUGCUAACAGAGUAAAUGAGUCUGAGUCUAAGGUAGAGGCAGAACCUGAGAAGAACCAAGGCCGUUACAACCUGCGCCGUAGGAAGGAUGACGGAGACGCCAAACCAGCUGAGGCCAGACCAGAGCAGCUGGAGGAGAAGGAUGCCAAGCUGGCUGCAGCUCCUGCUGCCUCCACCCCACUUGACUUUGGUGGGAAGAUGGGAGCAUACUUCUGGCUGCUCUUCCUUCCAGCCUGGGUUCUCUUCCUCAUACUUCAAGUCAACUUGGAGGACCCCAGCCUGGCCAACUUCCCUUCUCCUUUGCCCCCUCUUGAAGCCUUCUGGGAUGCCCAGGCUCUUGGCUUUGUCAUCCUCUGGGUCUUCUUCCAGGCCCUGCUUUACAUCCUGCCUGUUGGAAAACUGAGUGACGGCAUGCCACUGAGGUCUGGGGAGAGGCUGAAGUACAGAACCAAUGGUUUCUUUGCCAUCAUGGUGAGUGCUGUAGCAGUAGCUGUGGCUGUACACCAGGGUGUUGACCUCACUUACAUUCACAGCCACUUCCUGCAACUGGCUACGGCCUCCUUCCUCAUCUCCAUCCUGCUCAGCGUCUACCUGUAUGUCCGCUCUCACUAUGCCGCCCCAGGGCAGCUGGCACUCGGGGGAAACUCUGGCAAUGUGGUUUACGACUUUUUCAAAGGACAUGAGCUCAAUCCCCGCAUCAAAAACUUUGAUCUGAAAUUCUUCUGUGAGAUGCGCCCGGGUCUGAUUGGCUGGUGUUUGAUCAACUUUGCGAUGGCGCUGGCUGAGAUGAAGCAGCAGGGUCUGGAUGCUCCAUCUCACUCCAUGAUCCUUGUGAACCUCUUCCAGCUUCUCUACGUGGUGGACGGCCUUUGGAAUGAGGAAGCCAUCCUGACCACCAUGGACUUGAUGCACGAUGGUUUUGGCUUCAUGUUGGCAUUUGGUGAUCUGGUGUGGGUUCCCUUUACUUACACACUGCAGGCCUAUUACCUGGUCAGCCACCCCAACCCCCUGAGCCUCCCUGCCCUUGCAGCCAUUCUCACACUCAAACUCUUCGGCUUCUACAUCUUUCGGAAAUCCAACUCUGAGAAGAAUGCCUUCAGGAGAAACCCAUCAGACCCCAAAUUGUCUUAUUUAAAGACGAUCCCCACAGCUACAGGGAAAAGUCUGCUGGUGUCUGGCUGGUGGGGUGUGGUCCGCCACCCUAACUACCUGGGAGACCUUAUAAUGGCCCUGGCUUGGUCCCUACCAUGUGGCUUUAGCCACCUCCUGCCAUGGUACUACAUGAUCUACUUCAUCAUUCUGCUCGUACACCGAGAUUCCCGCGACAUGAGCGAGUGCAGGAGGAAGUAUGGCUCAGCGUGGGAUGAAUACUGCCGAACUGUUCGCUACCGAAUCAUUCCCCGUGUCUACUGAGGAAUCCAACGCUGGACACUCCCGAGCUGAGGCCUUUUUUGACCCAAUGUUAUGGCUGUGAAGGCUCACAAAAAACCCAAAUAUGAAUGGAUUGACUGACUGAUUUGUCUUUUUACAAUCUUUUUUUUUUUUUUAAACCAAGAAUUAAAAAAAAAAAAAUCUUGAUUCUGGACUGAAGGUGCUACAGUAUUUAGAAUUUUUUGAUGAAAGAAAAAAAAGACAGUCAUUAGUAUUGUGGAUUGUUUGAAGAAUUGCCUUUUUAAACAGAAAAUACUCAGAUAUAUGCUAUUAAAAGUUUACAAACUUUGGGUGGAAAAAAACGCCUCUGCAAGGAAUGUCUUGUUAGUAGGGAUGCCCCGAUCGGGAUUUGCCGCCGAUUGUCUAUGAGCCAUAUCGCCUGAUACAGGGUUUUUGUUUCUAAUGUUUUGUUUUAAAUAGCAGCUGGUAUGGCAGUAUUGGUCAAUUUGACUGCUUUGUAGUGUAUUGGGCUCCACCAGGUGGCAGUUAAACCUUGGCUAUAAAUGCUGUGUUGUCAAACUUGUUCAGAGAUGUAGUGUUGUGCAUCGAUGACACGCGCACGGUUAAGUGGCUUCUUUCAAAGCUUGUGUUACCUCUGCUGUUACGGUGGCAAGUUUAACAUACAUUAGACCACUACAACUGACCACAUGAUAAAAUGUUAGACUGAGACUAUGAACAGUUUCAUUACAUGGCAGUGAGUCAAACAUCUGGCUAAGUAGUAUUAGAGGACACCAUGGAUGUAAUUAGCAUGGCCUUAAGCAAUACAGGGGAAUGAACACGAGCAGUUUCGGUUUUAAAUGGUUUUAUUUAAGCUAUAAGCUCAUCUAAAAGGCUGUGAAGACAGAAAUAAGCAAGCUUUUAUUUCCUGCAGGCAUUGUGGAUGCAGCACAAGCAGGCAAGCAAGUUUAACAGGCUGGUUUGUAACGUUGCUUUUCAAAUGCAUCACCAUCAGAAGAGUGAAUGAUGAAAGGAUGUUUGCUGCCUUUUCAUCUUCACUAGUCGGUCAACGUUAGCAAUUUACAGACUGGAGGAGAUAGAUAGGUAGAUAGAUAGAUAGGUACUUUAUUAAUCUCCAAAGAGAAAUUUACAGGGAAGACUAAUUUAAUUCACCGUGCCGCUCAAAGGCUACCAGCAGCUAUCAGCAACUUUUAAGGUGGAAUGUUUUCUUGCAUGUUUGUCAGAGCACGAGUUGAUGUCAUGAAUCAAUCGAUGAAUAUGCUUAGACUUAGUUCAAUCGGCAGAGCAGUGAACAGGUUGCCUAUAUUAGCUCCAGAAGUACAGCUGAAAUAUGCGGUGUAAGCACCCCCCCUCCUCUUGUUCUGUGCGCAGACAGGCAGUGUGUGGAUGUGUGCUGUCAGGAGAGACAGCAAAACAGUACCUACAAAGAACCCAGAAACUUCAUAAAACACAUGGAGAAAAGCUGAGUAGUCAGCGAUUUGGCAGUUGCUGAUGAACAACUAUGCCCCACCCCCCCAGAAUUACUUAUUAUCAGGCGCUGAUCGAUCUGGGCAUCCCUACUUGUUAGGAUGUAUAUUUUUGUACAUACACAUUUGUUUUUAUACUUCAAUAAUAAUUCACCACUUGCUUAUUUUUUGGUUAGUUUUACUUUCCUCCCAUAUUCAAAAUGUUAAAACAUCAGCUUGGCUAUUACAAAUAAUUUUGUAAGUACUCCUUCCUAUUAUAAUUAUACUGCUUGUGCAUAUUGUGAAGGAUGGGAUUAAAAAUAAUUUUAAAUGACCUGUACAGUGGAAUUAGGACUCAUCUUCUUUCUCAGGACCCAGGAUGUCGAAUGAUGUCAGAAAGUUGAAUUAGAAAAGUUUUGUCUUAAUAAUUUUGUUGUGCAUAAUUUUAUAUAGAUAUCUAGUUUUGAUUUGAGAGUGUAAAAUGAUUUUGGUGGUUUGAAGAAAAUGCACUAAUGCGUCAAGGCAUUUUUUUUCCCCCCCAUAUGUCAUCAAUUCCAAAGUGUAUUUGAUUGGGCUUUACUACCUCAGGUUCACUCACUGUCCAGUCCUUCCUCCUCUGUGUCCUCUAGCAGGCAGUGUGUGUAAUUAUGAGUGUGAAGUCACUGCUUAAGAAAGCAGAAUGAGUUAGACUUGUUUUUCAUUUCAACAAUCACGUUAGUAUCUGUUAUGAACAAGUGGUACCCAUACACAUUACAGGAGUCAUGGCGUUAGGAUGGAUCUCCCAACUACUUUUCCUCCCUGUGUUUUUAUAGUGCUGAUGAAACAUUUGUGGGUUUUUUUAUUUUUUAUUUUUGUCCUGCCAGUAUCUGGAGCAUGUUCUCUAUUAUGAUCUGGCUGUUGAUUUGCCACCACUGCCACAUGAAUUUGGUUUGAACCUCUAUAAGCUUUAACUUGCCAGGUCAUAUGACAAUGACAAUUUUAAUGAAGUUUAUACUGUGACAACAUGCAGAGUUGUUGACUGUGUUAGCAUUUAUAACCUGUGCACUUGGAAACCCAAAAAAUGCAUGUGCAGCUGUAGAUGAGUACAUACGUAGCAAAACAUUAACUAGAAAACGUAGCAUUUUUUUAUGCUGUGCUGACUGAAUACCAUGUAAAUAUUACUGAGGGUUUUUUUUUUUGUUUGUUUUUAAUUAUGUUAUUAUGAGUAAAAGAGGUGACAGUAGUAAUAAUAGUAUUGUUUCUCAUUAGAUAUUUAAUGUGCUUUUUUUUAGUUAACUACCUUAUUUUGACCACUGUAGUUAUGUUUACAGUUAGAUCUGCCAUCAUUAUGAAAAUGUAUGAAAACGUAAUGUCAAAUGGUGUGCUACACUCUGUACCCUAUCAGAGAAAACAUGAUUGAUAUUUGAGAUGCAAUCAUCCUGUCUUCCCCAAUACGCAUAAUGGUGAUAUAUUUUUUUUUUAAUACAAUGUGGUAAACUUCUUUUCUUGGUUUGGCAAGCAAUAAGUUGGAUGUACUUGGAUAUAUGACAACAAUGAAUGGGAAGUUAACCAAUCCAGCAGACUGUCAGUGUGGAUGAAUCAAAUCUGUGACUGGCUGGAUAAAGCUCAUCUGUACAAAUGUUGCAGCAUAAAAUAAAAAUUUACAGUAUUUCCUUUU